Messenger RNA from Cylicocyclus nassatus, 427 nucleotides. The record is from the annotation of a GenBank genome assembly. Lineage: Eukaryota; Metazoa; Nematoda; Chromadorea; Rhabditida; Strongylidae.
UGGUGGUUGGACUUGGCCGAAAAUGACGACGCUGGCGAAAGAUUAUUCCACGUCCUCUCAGAGAAAAGAGUAAUCUGGAGCGGUAAAACGAGGAUAGCAAUAGGGAGAGCUUUGGAAGACCUUCGAAGGUAUCAUUUUGACCCUGAUAGGGCCAUGCUCCUUCCAUCAAAGAAAAAGCGUGUCAUGGUCGAAGGCAGCACUGUUACUAAAGAAGACGAAGUGAUCCAGAAGACUGAAACCGUCGAAGACGAAGUUGAAGUAGUCGAAGACUGAUGCUGUUCUCAUUCUUAGUCGUAGUUUUUUCGUAAUGUGUCGUUUUUGUGGUGUUUUCAAUCCUGUAAUUGCUGCUGACUGUGCAUAUCAUUUCCAUGUCAUUGUAAACUCUACUCGAGAAGAUCAUGCGGUAUUUGUUAAUAAAUUUUAUGAC